AUGGACGACUUGCCGGAGAAGUUGACUAUCACCGUCGACGAUAUCUUAAAUCAAAUCGUCUCCGCCGUCAACAACUUCUUCCAGUAUCUGAUUGAUGCAUUCAACAAGGAUUUCCCACCAGACACCCCUCGCCCCUGGUUCGACGUCGCCGCACCCUAUCUCAUAGCCGCCGCCGCCUUCAUCACGUGCCUGUGCGUCUCCCACUGCUUGUUCUGGUGCAUCUCCGCCGUUCUCAUCCACUGCUUCAACGCCUUAUGCUCACUCGGUCGGUGUUUGUGCUGCUUAAGAAGAUCAGAUUCGGAUGCAUAUAUGAUGAUGAUAGCACCGGGUAGAUCUCCAUUAAUGUUACCAAGGGCUGCUUUUGAAGCUAACCCUAGAGGUUACUUCCGUGACCUUCGUGGCCAGCCUAAUAAUUUUUCUUAUUCAGUAUAGUUACAUAUUCUGCGUUUGUGGUGGAUAAUGGAUUCCCUUUUUCAUCUGGUGUUCAUAGUUUCAAUUUAUGAUUUAAACAAAAAGAUCAUUAGAUUCUAGUCAAGUUGUGUGUUCCUAAAAUUCCAGGCUUAUCAACAAAACCCUGGUU
Lactuca virosa is the source of this 580-nucleotide messenger RNA. The record is from the annotation of a GenBank genome assembly. NCBI's taxonomy places the organism in Eukaryota, Viridiplantae, Streptophyta, Magnoliopsida, Asterales, Asteraceae.